Molecule: messenger RNA, 2205 nt
Organism: Meyerozyma guilliermondii ATCC 6260
Lineage: Eukaryota; Fungi; Ascomycota; Pichiomycetes; Serinales; Debaryomycetaceae
Product: ferric reductase family protein
Exons: 1
Coding region: 1-2205 (734 amino acids)
Biological process (GO): iron ion transport; intracellular iron ion homeostasis; copper ion import
Cellular component (GO): plasma membrane
Molecular function (GO): ferric-chelate reductase activity
Source: RefSeq, a predicted model, not a curated record
AUGCACUUGGUGAAUACAUUAGCAGUAUCAUUUGCAAUUCUUGCACAGGUGGUCUUGGGUGAGAAAGCUAGAGCCUAUGAGCACUAUGGUAUUGGCAAACAAGCACUUUAUGCCUGCCAAGCCCAAGUUACGACAGCUGCAACUUUUGCCAAACCAGUUGGUUUUCGCGACCGUAGCGCAAUUUGUACCACUUGGGCUGGUCGUGCAACAAUGGCAGGAUGUUAUCACCUUGCUGACAGGUUUGAUGAGUCGACAAUGGAGCCUUAUAUCGAAAACUGCCUUUUGUAUAAUGUAACUUUGACUUAUCAAGACAUGGAACAAGCUUAUGAAAAUUACACCAAAUAUGCAAAAGACACAACCAAAAUCGAAGGUUACAACAGUACCAAUGUGAUUGACUACCCUGUGAUUCUCAAUAGUACUUUGGUUCACAUGUACAAGGUUGGGUACAAGAAUUUCUUGGGAAAUUAUGACGACUCCUUGUACUAUGGAACUGGUAUGAUCAGUUUUUGGGCAUUAGUAUUCUUACUUGCAGCUGUCACAAAUUGGAGUAAAGAAUUAUUCCCUUCAAUGACAAAAUUCUUUGUUGGUCCAAUUUCCAACGCUUGGAGAAAAUAUAUCACCAUUCCAGCACUUGGAAGAAGAAAGAAAACCAACGAGCAAAAAUUCCUAAAGGCAUUCGAUUUUAUAGUUCCAUCGAGAAUGGAAACUCUCAUCAUUCUUGCGUUCUUGUUGAUCACUGGUCUCUGCAAUGGGUUGGGGAUCCACUACCAAGACGGCGAUCCAAUCUUUGAAAGUAGAAGAAUGGCUCUUUUGCGGUAUACAGCUGACCGGACUGGGAUCACCACUGGCUUUAUCAUGCCUCUUUUGAUUUUGUUUGCUGGACGCAAUAACUUUUUGCAGUGGCUCACAAAAUGGAAUUAUGCCACUUUUAUAACUUACCACAGAUGGGUUUCUCGAGUGGCUGUGAUCUUGGUCAUUGUCCAUUCGUGUGCUUUUUCAGUGACAUUUGGCGCCUAUUAUAAGGAGGAUAUGAAGGAGAAUUAUCUCAUUCAUGGAGCAUUGGCUACCACUGCCGGUGGUGUUAUUUUAUUCCAAGGUAUGCUCUUCUUGAGAAGAAGAUGGUAUGAAAUCUUCUUACUUUUGCACAUUGCCUUAGCAGGUAUGUUCGUUGGUGGAGCUUGGGUCCAUGUCAAGGAAUUGGGAUACGUUUACUGGUACUAUGCCGCAGCCGCUGUAUGGUGCUUUGACAGAGCCGUUCGUAUUGGGCGGUUAGUCGUUUUUGGCUGUCCAAAAUCCGAUGUGAUUUUGUUAGCCGAUGAAACCCUCAAGGUGAUUGUUCCAAGACCCAAGUAUUGGAAACCUAUUCCUGGAGGACAUGCAUUUGUUCAUUUCAUGAGACCUUCAUGUUUCUGGCAAUCACAUCCAUUCACUUUCACCGAAAAUUGUGAGAACAAGGACUCCAUUGUAUUGUACUGCAAGGUCAAGGGUGGUGUUACCCACGGCUUGUACCAAUACUUGGCUACCCAUCCUGGAAAAACAACCAAAAUUCGUGUUGCAAUUGAGGGACCAUAUGGAGAAUCCACUCCUGCCAAGAGAUACGAUUCCGCUGUGUUCAUUACUGGAGGUAACGGUAUUCCUGGUAUCUACUCCGAAGUUUAUGAUUUGAGCAGAAGGUCCAGAGACAACUCCAAACAGAGCUUAAAGUUGAUGUGGGUUGUUCGCGAGUACCGUUCUUUGUACUGGUUUUAUGAAGAGCUUCUUGCGUUGAAACAAACCAAGAUUGACACCACCAUCUAUAUCACAAAGCCAGACUCACAUGCCAACCUUGAAGAUUUCAACAAUAGGGUACCAUUAGUUCGUGAUCUGAUUGACCUUGUACAAACUCCAGAGGAGCUGUCGAACGAUGAAAAAGGAAGCAUGAAGGAGAAGAUUUUAGCGGAUUAUGACAGUAACGAGGAAAGUGACUGCAAGAAAAGAAUCAUCCGCACCAUCAAAGCCGAGUUAUCACAUAUAACCUUCAAAGAAGGAAGGCCAGAUAUGGAACAAAUCGUCAAGGAAGAAGUUGCCGAGUCGUUGGGCUCUACUGCCUUUAUCACCUGUGGCCAUCCUGUUAUGGUGGAUGACUUGCGUUAUGCUGUUUCUCAGAAUCUCGAUAACGGCGGAAAGAGAGUGGACUUCUUUGAACAGUUGCAAGUGUGGGCGUAG